Cuculus canorus (common cuckoo) is the source of this 2995-nucleotide messenger RNA. RefSeq names its product chromatin licensing and DNA replication factor 1 (gene CDT1). NCBI's taxonomy places the organism in Eukaryota, Metazoa, Chordata, Aves, Cuculiformes, Cuculidae. Gene Ontology annotation, biological process: DNA replication preinitiation complex assembly; regulation of DNA-templated DNA replication initiation; DNA replication checkpoint signaling. The record is from RefSeq and is a predicted model, not a curated record. Gene Ontology annotation, cellular component: nucleus. The coding region runs from base 122 to 1975 and encodes 617 amino acids. The transcript has 10 exons. Gene Ontology annotation, molecular function: DNA binding; DNA polymerase binding.
ACCGGGACCGCUACUGGGGCCACCAUCGGCUGCUGGGACAAGCGAGACCACCGGGACCCGUACCGGGACCCGUACCGGGACCACCAGGACCGCCACGACCGCCACCGGUUCCGUCCCCGCCAUGUCCCAGCUCCGCGUCACCGACUAUUUUGGCCGCACGAAAGCGGCACCCGGAGCGCCGGCCAAGCGCGGUGCCCGCCGGCUGAAGGCCGCCCCCGCCAGUCCCCCGGUGCCCCGGGAGGAGGAGGAGGAGGGGGGCCCCGCUGUGCCCCCGCUGCCCGCCUCGCCGCGCACCCCGUCCCACGGGGGCUGCCCGGGGCCGCGGGGCCGCGCGGGCAAGAAGCGGGGCCGCGCCGAGAUGGAAGCGGAGCUGCCGCCGGGGAACCGGCCCGGGAAGGCGGCGCGGAGGAGGCUGGAGAUGGACCGGGGCGAAGAGCCGGGGCCGCCGGCGGCGACCACCAGCCUGUCGCCUCCAGCCCCAGCUCGGCCGCCAACACCGCCCACGCUGAACCUGGCAGUGCCCCCUCCGUCCAGUGCCACCCGCUCCCCCAGCCAGGGGCAGGAGCAGGGGGCACAGCCUGGCACAGCGUCCCCCGGAACACCCAGGCGCCUGCAGCGGGAGGACAUGGCUGCGCUGCAGUGCCGCCUGCAGAAGGUGAAGGCGCUGGCCCAGCUGCCACCUGUCCCUGCCGCGGCCAGCACCCAACUGCGGAGCCACCUGGAGAAAGUGCGACAACUGGAGCUGCGGAUCCGCAAGAAGAAAGAGGAAAGAAGAGCCACGCUGGCAGCACAGCCAUCCGGGGACACCGGGCUGGCAGCUCCUGCGGCAGAAGCCGGCAGUGAGAAGUCCCCUGCGUACCAGCGGUUCCACACCCUCGCACAGGACCUUCCCCCGGGGCUUACGCUGCCCUACAAGUUCAGGGUGCUGGCAGAAAUAUUCCGCAGCGUGGACACCAUCGCUGGGAUGCUCUUCAACCGUUCUGAGACCAUCACCUUUGCAAAGGUCAAGCAGGGCGUGCAGGACAUGAUGCGCAGGCAGUUUGAGGAGCACCACAUGGGGCAGAUCAAGGCCGUGUACCCCACCUCGUACAGGCUGCGCCAAGAAAAGAACAUCCCCACCUUUGGCAACGGCAUGAAGAAGACUGACUACCAACUCACGCUAGAGCCGGUGCUGGGGGAAGAGGAGAAAGUGGAUGGCCGCCCGCACUUGUCAGCGUCGCGCUUGCUGCAGCGCAGGAAGGAGUUCAACCGCAACCUGGUGAACAUCGUCAAGCAGCACCACAAGGCAUUCCUGGCUGCCCUCAACCCUCCUAUGGUGGUGCCAGAGGAGAAGCUGACCCGUUGGCAUCCCCGCUUCAAUGUGGAUGAGGUGCCAGACGUCAGCCCGGCAGAGCUGCCGCAGCCACCCCAGGAAGACAGGCCCAGCACGGCUCAGGAGGUGCUGAGCAGCGCUCGGGGGAUGCUCACCCCCAAGAUGGAAAAAGCUCUCGCCAACCUGGCCUUAAGAAGCGCUGAAGCCGGUGCGGGGGAACCAGUGGUUUCCAAAGCACCGUCUCCUGCCAGCACCUCCAGUGCUUUGAAGGGGGUGUCCCAGGCUCUGCUCGACAGGAUCCGGGCGAAGGAGGCUCAGAAGCUGCAGGCGCUGAUGACGCGAGAUCCACGGCAGGAGGAGCGGCUCACCAUGCUGGGACGGCUGCCGGCCAUGGCCCGCAUCCUGCGCAAUGUCUUCGUGGCCGAGAAGAAGCAGGCACUGACUAUGGAGGUGGCUUGUGCACGCAUGUCUGAUAGCUACGAUGUACAGAUGCCUCCUGGUGAGAUGGAGAAACACUUGCGCCUCUUUGCAGAGCUGCUGCCUGACUGGGUAGGAAUCCACACCAUCAGGACAGAUAUCUACAUCAAACUGGAUAAGGGGAAGGACCUCACCCUCAUCACAGAGAGACUCAACAAGGCAGUGAAGGAGGCAGAAGCCCUCUGAGCCCUCUAAGGCUCAAGAUUCUCCUUGUGCAAUCUCUUCUAAACGUAGCAAAUCCUGACUGCUCCAGGGAUUGGUGUGGGCUGACAGGAGGAUCAUCCUCGGGGAUGUCUGAGGAAGAGCAAAAUCCCUUAACUUAAUCCCUUUUUCAAGGUCCAUGAGGACCAUGGCUCCCCUAACCUUGAAGUUGAAGGCAGGCAGUCCUGGGUCCUAGGAUGACGAUGCAAGCGGUGAAGAGGAGCCCAUAACCUCUUCUUGGCUUUGCUGUGCUCUCCUCAAGGUUUGAUGCAGAAGGUUUCUUCCAUGAACUGGGUCUUGGUGGGGUGGAGGCAGAACUGAGCAGAAUGAGAGGGUUGACAGGCAGAAAGGAGUGAGAAAAAGUCGCAAAUUGAUGGAGUUUUAGGCCCUGUUCCGUUUUUAAGGGAGGGAAAAUGCAUCUCCAGCACUCGCUGGAAACAACUACAGAACUUGUCAAAACAUAUUUGUAUUAAAUGUUUUAAAUAUAGCUGACUUGUGUUAACCCAGCGUUCUUCCUCCGAGAGCUGCCUGUCUGUGCUGUGUUAGCACCGUGGUUCUCCAUGGCAAUUGGCACCGGCCGGCACACGCAGGGAAGGGCUGGGUCAUCAUCCAGCUCCUGGAGAAAGACUUACUGGAAAAAGUGAGCGUGAAUUUGCAGGGAACUGAAUGCAGCUUUUGUAACUAGGGCCUGUGGAGCAGCUCCCAUAGGGAGAGGAGCAGGCAGGGCCGGGGAGGCUGCAGGUGGGCUUUUUCCCAGGGGAAAACGUGGGUCACUGGGCUGAAGUGGCUUGGGAAGAGGGACAAAGAGAGUGCUGAUUGCUGCAGAGGUGCCAGCCUGGCCCAGUGCCUGCUGCAGGGGAGGAGGCACUGCGUGGGCACACCUUGCACCGCUUUCUGAGCCAAACUCGGCUGAUUUUAGCUUGGGACAUCAGGGACUCACACAGAAAGGUCCUUCAUCUGUCUGCACAGGGGACCACGCUGGCCAGGGAAGCCUCCCUAUGGGAU